UGAUAAUGAGAAUUUUGCGGCAGGCGAUGCACUAUGGUGCCUGGAUAGUCGAUGCUAGAGCUUCGGAGACUAUCGUGGCGCGUACGUUGCAUAAUCUGUAGGAACUCUAUGGUUCAGGCCUAUUUGGACUAUUCGACCUAGAAAAUAGGGUAGAGGCUUCUGCCUAUCUUCUGUCCUGUUUUCUAUCCUGUUCUCCAUCGUUUAUCUAUCUCGCGCAAGAGUCGACAUCUAUCCCAUUCUAGUUCAUUACCUAGAAGCAUAUAAUUUCCUCUUGAACCCAAAAAGGCUUUCCACGAUGCUCCCAACCACAACUCUCGGUCUUCACAAAUGUCCGCCUACAAGAUGCCCGACUCGGCGUAUAAGCGCCUCUCAUUUCGUGCACCAGAUUAUGGACUUCUCUACAACCUAACCAAACGGAUCCUCCCUGCAAUAUUGAUCAUCCUCGGCAUUAUCACCUUGUGCGUCCUUUACGCAUACUCCCUAAACGGCCGCGCUGUACCACGCCAAUUUGUCGUCGGCAUGAGUAUCACCGCCGCCAUCUUCGCCGUGAUCUUAAUAGUCCUAUCAGCGAUCUAUUGCUGCCGGCCUAAGUGUGCCGGAAAACACAAUCUCCGCCUCGAGUCUCCCGCAGCGCCCGAAACGACAACGAUAGGGUGGGAUGGCAUAGGCCCCAGUGAUUUCUACGACCGGCCCAAGCAGAUGCCGGCGGUGGCUAGGCGGGCGCGGGAGAGUGCGGGAUUUGGCGAUUUAUUUGAUAAGAUCAAGCAGGUUAUCAAAGAAUGGAGGGAUGAGCCCUAUCGUAUGGAUAAUGUACGAGCAAGAGCACCGGCGCACGCAUCGCGGGGAAGGGAUACGCCUGCUAGUCGUUAUACUCCGCAUACUCAAUAUGAUAGGCGGCGUGAGGACAUGGUAGAAAGCGAAGACCUCUACCGCCGUCAAAGGGAUAGGGAUUAUAGGGGCGACCCACCGGGUGCUCAUCAGGCAUAUUGCGAGAGUGAUGAUAAUCGGUCACAGGAUGCGGAUAAUACGGAGGUUGAACCGCCACGGGCUAUGUUGAGGCAUGAUUAUCACCAUCAUAAUGUCUUGCCGAGGGAAUUGGAUCGGAUGCUGAAUGUGAACAAUGUGUAUCUCAAAAUACCUACUCCUGCUCACAAUCCGCGGAGGUGAGGCGCGAAGGGGUUGUGCUGUAAGGAGGAUGGUGGGCCGGUGUUAAACUUGGGAUAGAUGGCGCUGUUGCGUUGAUAUGGUUGU
Molecule: messenger RNA, 1251 nt
Organism: Pseudogymnoascus destructans
Lineage: Eukaryota; Fungi; Ascomycota; Leotiomycetes; Thelebolales; Thelebolaceae
Exons: 3
Coding region: 328-1167 (279 amino acids)
Source: RefSeq, a predicted model, not a curated record